GGGGGGGGGGGGGGGGGGGGAGCUUAUACUUUGACUCCUCGUUGACUCCGUUGGUGGGAGAAUGAUCUUAUUGAUGCGUAGAUUAGCUGAAAGAGUCAAUUUUGUAGGCUAAAGGUUUCUCUUUUGUCUGCUUUUCGUUGUUGGGUCCUUGUUUUUUGUGGCUCUUGGGGUAGUUUCUGCUGAAAUCUUCUAGAUGCUGCGAUGAUCCACGUGAGAUCCCUCAUUAGAGAUAUUUUCGGUUAGUCCUAAAGUGUUGACUCUCUCGGCUUAGAAUGAACAUGCCCGAGUGAGUUGAUACUGAGACUCUUCCAUCUUGUUGAUAUUUUUUCUAUAUGGUUUAGUAAAAUGGAACUCCUGGAGUGGAGUUUUUCGAGUUUGAAAGUAGUUUGAUCAGCUCGCUGUUGUCAGGUGUCGUGGCAUAGAAAUAUUUUAGUAUGAUCUAGAACUUGGAAGAAAAAAACCUCUAUAUCGAUGUCUUAGUACAUGAGAGAUUUAUUACCUCAAUCAGAGCUGUACCCGAGAAAUCUUCACGCUGGUGUUACCAUCAGCCUUUUGUACCAUGACGGAUCAGGGCAUUUGAAUUCGGGUUUUGGGAAGGCUAGGUAAGGAUCCGUUUUGUCACCCAUGGACGAAAUUAAGAUGCGUGAGUGCUUGUCUCAAUCUUGUGAUGAACUCAGUUUCAGUAAUAUUAGUUUGAGGCAGUGGUUGGACAAACCUGAGCGGCACGUAGACAAAAUGGAAUGCCUGCACAUAUUCAGUCAAAUAGUGGAGAUUGUUAAUGCAGCACAUUCACGACGAGUUGUCGUAAAUAAUGUGCGACCGUCUUGUUUCUCAUUGUCUCCGUUUAAUUGCGUCUCUUUCACUGAGACUGCGUCUUACUCGCGUUUGAGAUCUGACUCAUUCGAAGGUGGAUUAGUAUGUGAAGAUUUAUCGGAAAUUAGUUGUGUGCAGUCAAAUUUAGUAAAUAUAGAUGAAAGUGGUGCAGUCAGAAAUUGCUGGCACUCUGAGCAGUUAGGGGAUGUAAAUCCUCCACCUACUGGGGAAGAUAUACUUCCAAUGGAGGCAAGUUGGUAUACUAGCCCUGAAGAGGUUGCCGGUGCUUCGCAUUCAUUUGCCUCGGAUAUUUACUGCUUGGGAGUAUUCCUUUUCGAGUUAUUCUGCCCUUCUAUAUCAAGAGAAGAGAAAAGCCGAACUAUGUCUAGUCUGAGGCAUCGUGUUCUUCCUCCACAACUGCUCUUGAACUGGCCAAGAGAAGCUUCCUUUUGCUUACUGCUACUGCAUCCGGAGCCGAAUAGGCGGCCAAGAAUCAGCGAACUAUUACAGAGCGAAUUUCUCCGUCAGUUGAGACAAAAAUCGGAAGAACUUGAGGAUGGAGGAGAACUCAGAGAGCGAAUUGAGGAACAAGAACUCUUGCUGGAAUUCCUUUCGCUUAUACAUGAGAGGAAACGGGAAGCAGCAGAUAAGCUGCAGGAUGUAGUUUCAGUCCUGUCUUCUGAUAUUGAAGAAGUGAGAAAGCACUGGACUGUUCUGAAGGAAAAGGGAGACAUAUGCGCAGAAUUUCCGUCUUCAGAACAUGUCGAUUUUGUUGGUCAUUCUGCUAAAGCCGGGUCAAGGAAACGACUCCGUGCUGGAUUUCCACAUCAGCAUACAGAGCAAUCUGAUGAUGAAGACAUGAAUGAUGGCAAAGAAAAUAUAUUUUUGAAAAGUUCUCGUUUAUUAAAGAACUUCAAGAAAUUGGAGUCAGCAUACUUUCUGGCCAGGAGUGGGCCAAUUAAUCAAUCAGAAAGACGAGUUGUUGAGCCACUGCCUGUGAGUAGCAACUCUACUGUAGUAACCGAGAGGAGCUCCAUCAACAAUUUCUUGAUGAAAGAAGAUCAUGAAGAAAGGAGAAGUGGGUGGAUAGAGCCGUUUCUUGAAGGAUUGUGCAAGUAUGUAGCCUUCAGUAAGUUGAAAGUUAGCGCAGAAAUAAAUCAAGGGGGCUUGCUGAACUCAGCCAAUCUGGUGUGCUCCCUUAGUUUCGACAGGGAUGGAGAGCUAUUUGCUGCUGCCGGUGUAAAUAAAAGGAUAAAAGUUUUCGAGUGUGAUGCAAUCUUAAAGGACGAUCGAGAUAUUCAUUACCCGGUAAUUGAAAUGGCAAGUAGUUCAAAGAUAUGCUGUGUAUGCUGGAACACUUGCAUCAAACGCCAGAUUGCUUCGAGUAACUUUGAAGGUGUGGUGCAGGUCUGGGAUGUUACCAGAAAUGAUGUCCUCAUGGAGAUGAGAGAGCACGAGAAGCGUGUGUGGUCCAUCGACUUUUCAACUGCAGAUCUGACAAUGUUAGCUAGCGGGAGCGAUGAUGGUUCUGUCAAGCUAUGGAGCAUUAAUCAGGGAGCAAGUGUUGCUACCAUCAAGGCCAAUGCCAAUGUCUGCUGUGUUCAGUUUGCCCCUGAUUCAGGUCGGUCGCUGGCAUUUGGUUCAGCUGAUUGUAAGAUCUAUUACUACGAUCUCCGAAAUUCUAGAUUUCCUCUGUGCACUUUAAUCGGGCACAACAAGACUGUUAGCUAUGUGAAGUUUGUGGAUUCAACGAAUGUAGUCUCAUCGUCGACUGAUAGCACGCUCAAGCUGUGGGAUAUGUCCAUGUCCGAAUCUCGGGUUGUUGAUUCUCCCCUUCGAACAUUUUCUGGCCACACGAAUGUGAGGAAUUUUGUUGGGUUGUCCAUUUCAAAUGGUUAUAUUGCCACAGGAUCCGAAACUAAUGAGGUAAUUUGCCAAUUGCUCUCUACUAUGGGAAGUUCACAUCCCAUCAUUCUUAGAUUCAUGAAAAAAACUCCAUCUUAUGGUGUCGGAGCUGGCUUCCGACAAGCCUAUGUACUUGAUCUUCCCCUCUUCCACUUACUUCUUCAAUUCCUCCAUCUGCAUGAUUUUCCCGACGAAUUAGCCAUAUUUCAAAUCCUGAUUUUCAGGACGACGUAAAUAUAUUCGUUUAUGGAUCUUACAGAUUCCUCAAUAGGUACAGUGGUAUCGACACGGUGCUGAUAAUAGAUUGUGCAUUAAGCACAGUGUCGGUCUCAUUUCCGUGAGAUCCGAACAUAAGCAGCUGGUGCAUCGCUUAUGUAUUGACAUCCACCCUCAGCUUACAUGGACAUAUAUCUAUACCUCCUUUUAUAACUCCGAUGCUCAGCUUACAUAGGCAUAUUUCUGAAUCUCCU
Punica granatum (pomegranate) is the source of this 3188-nucleotide messenger RNA. Lineage: Eukaryota; Viridiplantae; Streptophyta; Magnoliopsida; Myrtales; Lythraceae. The record is from RefSeq and is a predicted model, not a curated record.